UUUUUCUUUCUUUCUGUCUUCGGGACUGGUGGUUUGAAUGGUCAGUUGAAUACCCUGCAGGCACUGCAUAGAAUUCCAACCCCGGGAGAAGGCGCUCGGAUGGGUGGUGAUACUUUGGCUUUUUGUAUCUCGCUUUAAUGUUUGCUUUUUUUAUUCUUUUACACUUUACAGGGAUAUUUUGGUCUGGGGAUCUUCACUUCUUAUCAGUUGUACUACUCUUGACACAAAGACCCCCACCUUCGGUGUUUGGGAUUCAAUUUCUGGAUGUUUUUGUACUCCGUUUGAUCCUUGCAAUGACACUAAUGACCGCUCCAAUGAAAUCUCGUGGGCUUAUCUGCUAUUUUUCUUUUCUUUUUUCUCGAACGACACAGUUACGGGUGUUUCUUGAAAAUACCGAAUACGAAUUACUGGGAGGUGGUUUUAGGAUGAAGGCUUGCGGGGCUAAUAACGAUUCGACGUAGAACUCCAAACCGCUGAUGCUUGAUUCAUGUUAUACGCUUAGAAACAAAAGGCUGAAUCACAACAAAG
This is a messenger RNA of Aspergillus wentii DTO 134E9, 528 nucleotides long. RefSeq lists its product as uncharacterized. The record is from RefSeq and is a predicted model, not a curated record. NCBI's taxonomy places the organism in Eukaryota, Fungi, Ascomycota, Eurotiomycetes, Eurotiales, Aspergillaceae. The transcript has a single exon. The coding region runs from base 138 to 461 and encodes 107 amino acids.